UAAAGCAAAGUAAAGUGAGGAACCUCCCAAAGCCGUAUCUCACUCAAUUCGCUGCUGGACUAGAGCCGUUGAAACAGUGAGCAGUGACUCGUUAGAGACCCAAAACUUGAGCCUUAGACAAGCUUCCCAAAGCUUGAGCCUCUGACACGCUUCACAAGUCGUUCAGAAGAAAUAUAGAUUUCUUCGACAGGUGCCACUCACUAAAGUCACUGCGAGCUCUCACACCUUUGAAGCUCGUCUCUCUGCCGAGCUGAAGUAGUUCAACGCCUUCGAAGUGCCAAUCUCUUAGUAUUAUCCACCACGUUUAACUGUGCCCCAAUUAUUUUUUGGGGGCAAUUUGAUCUCUACCUGCUCUUAAUUUUUUUGUCUUAAGAUCACGCAGUUUGUGCGUCCCUCGUCCUCUGAUCUUCCUUCUCUGUGAGUAUCUCACCCAUUAAAAGCACGUCUUCUUCACAGACCAAGUUGUCUCACCAAAUCUAUCUGGGUCAAAACUUUACUCUGCUUCGUUCGAGUGGGCGAGGAAGGGGAAAAAGAAACAGAGAGUUCUGGAAAAACUAAGAAUGGAGAUGGGUCUUUUUCCUCUGAUCUUCUUCUGCGUCAUAGCUUUCUCCAGUGCAGAGCUCUCGAGCACGAUUGGCAUAAACUAUGGGCUUCUGGGCGACAAUCUUCCUUCCCCAUCUCGAUCCAUGAAGCUUAUCAAGAACCUAAAAGCACGUACCGUUAAGCUCUACGAGCCAGAACCUGAAAUCCUCAAAGCCCUUGGUAAGACAGAUUUUGAAGUGGCUGUCAUGGUUCCGAACCAAUUAAUCUCUAACAUCUCGUCAAACCAGUCCCUCGCAAACGAAUGGGUCAAAACCAAUCUUCUCCCCUUCUAUCCCAAAGCCAAGAUUCGAACCCUCUUCGUUGGCAACGAAAUUUUCAGUGCCUACGGUGACCAAGACAAGAAAACCUGGUUCGAUCUCGUCCCAGCGAUGCGACGACUCAGAUUUUCCCUCAAAACCCACAACCUCCGAAAGGUCAAAGUCGGAACCACAUGUGCCAUGGACGUUCUGCAAUCAUCCUUCCCACCCUCCAACGGAACUUUUCGAUCCGACAUAGCUGUACAGGUGAUGAAACCUCUGCUACAGUUCUUGAACAAGACCAAAUCUUUCUUCUUCAUCGACUCCUAUCCCUUCUUCGUCUGGUCCGAGAAUUACCCCAAAAUAAGCCUCGAUUACGCCCUCUUUUGCGGUGGUAGCAAAUACACAGACCCAGUAAGCGGCUUAACCUACACUAACCUGCUCGAUCAAAUGCUUGACUCAGUGAUCUUCGCCAUGUCCAACCUUGGUUUCAAAGACGUAAGGUUAGCAAUCUCUGAAACUGGUUGGCCCAACGCCGGCGACAUAGACCAGUUCGGAGCGAAUUCCUACAAUGCAGCUAUAUAUAACCGGAAUCUCGUCCGGAGAAUGACGGCCAAACCGGCAGUGGGAACACCGGCUCGACCAGGUGUGGUCAUCCCAACCACCAUCUUCGCCUUAUAUAAUGAGAACCAGAAGACUGGACCGGGAACGGAACGGCACUGGGGGCUAUAUUAUCCGAACGGAACAGCGGUUUAUGAGGUGGACCUGACCGGAGAAACACCGGAAUAUGAAUACAAGUCGGUGCCGCCACCGAGGAAUAACAAGCCGUAUAGGGGAAAGAUAUGGUGUGUGGUGGCGAAGGGAGCGAAUGUUACGGCGUUGGGAGGAGCAGUGAAGUAUGCUUGCAGUCAGGGAAAUGGGACCUGCGAUGCGAUCAAACCGACCGGAGACUGUUACGAACCGGUAUCGUUAGUUGCACAUGCUAAAUACGCUUUUGAUUCUUAUUGGGUUCAGUUCAGGAGCUCCGGUGGGACUUGCUACUUCAAUGGAUUAGCAUCUCAAACGACUAAGGAUCCAAGUCAUGGAUCGUGCAAGUACCCCAGUGUGACACUUUCUAUAUGAUGUUCAAGAGGAGGGCUCUUUUAUUUUUUACUAGGUGUCGGAUACGGUAUCGGUCUUGGAUCCAAUACCGAUCCGUAUCAGUCCCUGUUUGACAGAUUUGCCCUUGGUUUCAUCAAAAGUCUCUUUUUGUUACCAUUUCACCCUUGGUCCUUACCAAUCCACUGAUAAGGGAUUGGUUAAGAAUCAGUAUCGGCCCCUGCCGAUACCGAUCCGAUACUGAUUCCUUGGUCCAUGGUCUGAUCUCCACAUUAUCGAUUUUGUUAUAGAAUUAAAGUCUAUUAUGAGUCUUAUGACUAUGUUUAGCAAAGGGAGACAGGAUCUUUUCUUGCCCUUUAAUCAAUGUAUCAUUUUCAUUGGACAAUACGAAAGGCAUGGAAAAGUCUCUUCUUGGUUCUUUAUUUUAAAUAAUUAAUAAUUAACUUUCAUUUAUUUUGUUAA
Macadamia integrifolia is the source of this 2399-nucleotide messenger RNA. Its product is annotated as probable glucan endo-1,3-beta-glucosidase A6. The transcript has 3 exons. The record is from RefSeq and is a predicted model, not a curated record. Gene Ontology annotation, cellular component: plasma membrane. Bases 561 to 1961 code for a protein of 466 amino acids. Gene Ontology annotation, molecular function: hydrolase activity, hydrolyzing O-glycosyl compounds. NCBI's taxonomy places the organism in Eukaryota, Viridiplantae, Streptophyta, Magnoliopsida, Proteales, Proteaceae. Gene Ontology annotation, biological process: carbohydrate metabolic process.